AUCUCCGUCGGUCUUUUUCUAGCAUUCCUCGACAGCACUAUAGUCGCAACGAGCCUGUUUCGAAUUGGCGCCGAGUUCAAGAGCCUUCAAAACCUCAACUGGUUGGCGUUGGCUUACACACUCUCUUAUCUGGGAUUAGCCGUGUUAUCCGCACAAAUCUCCGAUGUCGUGGGCAGGCGCAACGCCUUUCUCGCAUUCUACGUCUUCUUUGUUGGGUUCUCCAUCGCUUGCGGCUUCGCAAGCACGCUGCCACAGCUUAUCGCCUUCAGAGCUCUCCAAGGCCUCGGCGGUUCUGGGCUGUACUCUGUCGGCAUGAUCUGUGCUAUGGAGCUGGCGCCCAGGACGCGCCAGCACCUCAUUUCGGCAUUGAUCGGACUGAUCGUGACCAUCUCCAGUGUUGCCGGUCCGGUUCUGGGUGGGGUUUUGACAGAAUUUGCCAGCUGGAGAUGGGUAUUUUGGAUCAAUGGCCCAGUCGGAGGCCUGUCCAUGACCCUUACCUUUCUCGCUUGGCCUCCCAGCUCGAAGCAAGUCAGCCACCGCCGCAGAAGCUGGGGUGAACUCGAUUAUGUCGGUUCUUCACUUCUCAUUAGCGCGGUGGUUCUGGUUGUGUUCUCAUUUCAGAACGCGGCAGCACAGCCUGACCAGUGGAACACUGCCGUGUUUCUCGCACCUUUAUUGCUUGGCUUGUCCUGUGCCGCAAUAUUGGUAGGCUGGAGUAUUUUCGUCGAGAGGCGCUGGAAAGAUCGCAUGAUCCCCGCUCUGCCUCUUAGAGUCCUGCGAAACCUUGUGUACACCUCAGCACUCUUGAACACAGUUUUACUUGGGUUUGUGUACAUAAUGAUAGUCUUUGUGUUUCCUUUGAGGUCCCAGAUUGUCAAUGGGAAGGACGCCAUGAUCGCAGGACUCCUGCUGCUGCCGAUGCUCAUCGCGAAUGCAGUAGGUAUCGUGGCGUCCACGGCACUUCACCAGCACGGGAAACAUACGAUGAUGCCAUUGAUGGUGGCUGCAGGUCUGACGAUGCUGGGAAGUGGCUUACUUACGACCCUGUCGGCGGUGGUCGAGCUUGAGGCGAAAGCCCUCGGCUUUCUCGUUUUUGUUGGACUAGGAUAUGGUAUCAGCGUUUCGACGACUACCGUCACCGCGGCCUUGGAACCAGAACCAAAGGAUCAUGCUUCUGCACAAGGACUGAUCGCCCAGAUGCGAAUUUUGGGUGGAAGUCUUGGUAUAGCAGCCUCGUCUGCAAUUCUAGGCACGAGACUUGGUCCGGAGCUGGCCCAUGUAUCGCCCGAUCAGCUUGUGUCUGCAACGAUCACAGAGGAUGCUCUCGAGCAAGUGAGAAGGUCUACUGCUGAUGCCUAUGCUCUGGACAUGCAAGUUUGCACCAUUGUAGCAGCGGCGGCAGCCGUAAGUGCGUUGGCAUCCUGGAAGAAACUGCCAAAGGUUGGCCGCGAUGAGGCCCCCGUACGGGACGGGUGA
Microdochium trichocladiopsis is the source of this 1476-nucleotide messenger RNA. Its product is annotated as major facilitator superfamily domain-containing protein. The transcript is spliced from 3 exons. Gene Ontology annotation, cellular component: membrane. Lineage: Eukaryota; Fungi; Ascomycota; Sordariomycetes; Xylariales; Microdochiaceae. The annotation marks the transcript as partial. Gene Ontology annotation, molecular function: transmembrane transporter activity. The record is from RefSeq and is a predicted model, not a curated record. Gene Ontology annotation, biological process: transmembrane transport.